AUCAAUACAAAAUUUGAAACUAACUUGAAAGCACGAUUUUAUUUCAUCGUGCUUGAAAGCAUCUUGCCGUCCUGUAACUUGUAAGUCUAAAACGCGGAGGACGAACACAUACACUCUACUUGUAUUUAAAUUUAUGUUCUAUCUUUACUCUCUUAAAUCGUUGUUUUAAAUCUAUUAACUAUAGUCUCGUGUAGUAGUUCGUGUUUUAUACAUUGUAUUGUAAUAGUAUCAUUAGUUUUUAAAAUGGAAUCUGGCGAGUGUUUUCCUAAUAUAACACCAUUAGAAAAUAUGUCAUCAUAUCAUUGGAAACUACUAAAAUUGAAGGGUCGGUUGGAUACAAUAACAGAACGUAUGUCAAAAAGAAAAAGCGGAACAUUGGAACCUUAUACAACUUACAUGGAUGAAGAUUCCACUGAUAAAAUUGAUAAAUUCUUGUUAAUGAGUCAAGUAAAACCAUUAGAGUCAGACGAUGAUGAUAUGGAUUUAAGUAAAAUUAACUAAUAUUUUAUUUUAAUGUAAAUAAUUAAUUUUAAUUAAUGUAACAUGUAAUAUAAAUAUAAAUCUUAUGACACUAUUA
Aphis gossypii (cotton aphid) is the source of this 577-nucleotide messenger RNA. RefSeq lists its product as uncharacterized. The transcript is spliced from 2 exons. Lineage: Eukaryota; Metazoa; Arthropoda; Insecta; Hemiptera; Aphididae. The coding region runs from base 244 to 501 and encodes 85 amino acids. The record is from RefSeq and is a predicted model, not a curated record.